This is a messenger RNA of Miniopterus natalensis, 1846 nucleotides long. Lineage: Eukaryota; Metazoa; Chordata; Mammalia; Chiroptera; Miniopteridae. The record is from RefSeq and is a predicted model, not a curated record.
AAGUGCUCCCCUGCGCGCGCCCGCCGGUCCGGGACUGUCAGCCAGCUCCGCCCCAAGGUGGCUUGAACUUUGAGCCUCUUGCAGUCCUGAUGAACAGGUUCGCUUUCCUCACGCUUAUGACUGGAACUUCAAGAACUGGAGAGAUUAAAAUGGCUUCCAGAGGAAAGACAGAGACAAGCAAAUUAAAGCAGAAUUUAGAAGAACAGUUGGAUAGACUAAUGCAGCAAUUACAAGAUCUGGAAGAAUGCAGAGAGGAACUUGAUACAGAUGAAUAUGAGGAAACCAAAAAGGAGACUCUGGAGCAACUAAGUGAAUUUAAUGAUUCCCUGAAGAAAAUUAUGUCUGGAAAUAUGACUUUGGUAGAUGAGCUAAGUGGAAUGCAGCUGGCUAUCCAAGCAGCUAUCAGCCAGGCCUUUAAAACCCCAGAGGUCAUCAGAUUGUUUGCAAAGAAACAACCAGGUCAGCUUCGGACAAGGUUAGCAGAGAUGGAUAGAGAUCUCAUGGUAGGAAAGUUGGAAAGAGACCUGUACACUCAACAGAAAGUGGAGAUACUAACAGCUCUCAGGAAACUUGGAGAGAAGCUGACUGCAGACGAUGAGGCCUUCUUGUCAGCAAAUGCAGGUGCUAUACUCAGCCAGUUUGAGAAAGUCUCUACAGAUCUUGGCUCUGGAGACAAAGUUCUUGCUUUGGCAAGUUUUGAGGUUGAAAAAACAAAAAAAUGACAUGGUGUGGAAGCUUGGGACAGUGAUCACAUUCUUGUUGUAAAUGGCAUUUUUCUUCUGGGGAUUUUGAGUCAUUGCAAAGAAAUCAAGAGAUUCUCAAAGUGCAUUAAUAACCUAAGAAAAGGUGACAGAAAAACAUACUUGUGGCUUGUGUUUAUGCCCUUCACCACUGUGCUUUGUGCAGGGCUAUCUGCUUGAGUGGUCCUCGACUUGGUGGGAUGGAGGGAUCACUAGACCUAUUCAUUAUGAUUUGUCUGUUUAAGAGAGAGAGUAGACUGUUUUCUCUGACUGUUUUUUUUUAAGGCUCUUUGUUUUUAGGUGCUGUUAGUAAAUGAAAAGAUGGGAACUAGUCGUUCUUUCCUGCUCAUAAUUUAUCCCCACUUGUUGGUGUGAAUAGUGUAGCAGCACCAUUAAUAGACCUCAUAAGUGUUCACAGAAUUUUAGAGUCCUAAGUGAUCUUAGAAACCAUUUUCAUUUUACAAAAAAAAAAAGGAAGCUGAGGCUCAGAAACAAAGUGACUUCUUAAAGUCACAUCAGAGAGUUGGGGAUAAAACCUGGAUGUCCGGCUCAGUUUAGAGUCUAUUGAAUUUUAUUUUUUUAUUUUGUUCCGUUCUUUAAAAAUAAUUAACAUGUACUUGUGCAAGUCCAUGUUUAUAAAAAUUCGAUGUCCCAACAGAAAGUUGUCGCUAAGGGACCAUUCCCCAGCCUAUAAGCUCUCCUGAUGAAUGGGGCCUAUUGUAUCUCUGAGUUUUGAGCUUGGAACAAUGGGAGCCCUGUUGAGAGUCUCCUGAAGUAACUUAACCUCCUGUGUUGUUUCACCGGGGAAGCAAUUGGAAGUGGCAGCUAGAGGCCCUCCCUGUGUGUGACCUCUUUGCUGAAACCCGUUGGGUGGUGACUGCAAAUUGCUGUUUACUAGUCAGUUUUUGGAGAAACACAAAAUAAGUUCUGAGGAAAAGCAGGUUUCUCUCCUGAGUGUUUACAUCUCUCUAUGCUCAAGCAUAUAGCUUUCCCCAUAUGCAUGUGUUUGCUUCUUUCCUAGGCUCUGGCUACUUACUCUUUCAUGUAUUUCUCAAUAUUCUUUUCCUUUGCAUUUUAUACAAAUUAAAAACAUUUUUAAAGCUUCA